Molecule: messenger RNA, 573 nt
Organism: Striga asiatica
Lineage: Eukaryota; Viridiplantae; Streptophyta; Magnoliopsida; Lamiales; Orobanchaceae
Source: the annotation of a GenBank genome assembly
AUGGCCUCGGCUGCCUUUCAGCAAGACCUCGCCAAAGCUGUAGGCUCCGGUUAUGGAUCGUGUGGUGAGUGUGACAGUGAAUUCUCGAGAGCUUCCUGGCCUAAGGGUCAUGGCCGGAGGAUUGGUUUCGAUGGCUAUGGCUGGAGCCAUUCGAGCUGUGAUCACUUUAUUACCUGCAUCCAAAACGAGUCCCGGAUCAAGAGCUGCUCUAGGAGUCACGUGCCCACUCCCAUAAUCAAGAGGCGUUGCAGGGACGAAAGAUAUCGACUCAGAGCCCGAGUACUGUUGUGCCUGAAGUGGUCUCUCAGCUCGAUCGAUUGUUGUGGCCGUUGUCAUAAGGGCCGACUUAAUUGCAGCUGCACUCCAGUGAGGGUACUUUUGCUUCACAAGUGCAGCUAUUCCGGCUAUAUGGGGCGCUGCCAUGCUCGUGCCCGAUAUCAUGGCAAAUCUUUCUCCUGCUCCAAAUAUACCAUAAAAACUUGGAACAUAAAAUUGGAGAGUGGUGACUUCAAAACAUUUACCGACAAAAUUCGCUUCGUCUGUGCCGUUGGGAGACCAAGCAGCCCAAAUUAG